Molecule: messenger RNA, 1946 nt
Organism: Crotalus tigris (Tiger rattlesnake)
Lineage: Eukaryota; Metazoa; Chordata; Lepidosauria; Squamata; Viperidae
Product: PHD finger protein 13-like
Exons: 6
Coding region: 729-1691 (320 amino acids)
Biological process (GO): mitotic chromosome condensation
Molecular function (GO): chromatin binding
Source: RefSeq, a predicted model, not a curated record
GGAAGGGAAGGAUGGAAAGCGCGAGAAAGAAAGAGCGAGACGGAAUGAAAGAAAGGGAAAAGGGAAGGAGAAAGGAAGGGAAGGGAAGGGAAAGAGGAAAGGAAAGGAAAAAAAUAUCUCUGCCGGGAGAUCCGAGCGCAAAGCCGGACUCCUUCCCUUCCUAAAGCCACACCGUCACCCAGCCUGCCGAUGGCCGAGAUGUCCGGGGAGGGCGGGCAGACCAGCCACCCCCGCCCCUCCGCAGCGCUCCAGCCGGUAGGCGAAUCCAAGGGAGUGAGCGGCGGGGGGGGUGGGCGCGGGAGGACGCCCCAGUCGAAGCUCCCCCCGCGCCGGCUUCCGCGCGCCCGCCACCGCCCCUUCCCCUUCCUCCCCAAGUGGUACUGCCUCCCGCGCCAGUCCUGGCUGGGCGGAGCCGGCCCGGGGGAGGCGGAGUUGGCGCUCAACAGCCGGCGCCGGUUACAGCAAGGGGAGGGGGGCAGGCUGGGAAGGCGAGCCGCGAGUCCCGCCAGCCCUCGUUGCGUCGCCGCCGGAGGAGGAGGAGGAGGAGAAGGAGGAGGAAGAAGAAGCGCUGCUGCCGCUCGCCCAGCCCCGCAGCCCGCCCGCUCGCUCCGCCGCCGGCCUAACCCUCCCAACCCCGCGCCCCGAUCCCUGCUCGCGCCCGGGGUUGAGCAGCGGCGGUCGAAACGAGGGACGGACAGCCGAGCGAUCCGGCUCGAGCGGCGGCGGGGAUGAUGAACAGCCCCGAGGAGGAUGCAGCUGCCAGCCCCGUGCCCAGUCCGGGCUUCCCCCAUUUCGACGAGCCACCCCAGAAAAGACAGAGAACUGUAGAAGACUUCAACCAAUUCUGCACCUUUGUGCUAGCCUACGCAGGCUACAUUCCCUAUCCAAAGGAGAAUGAGCCAUGGACAUACCGAGGCAACAGGAGCCCCCAGAACAGCACUGGAAGCACCCAAGACAGUGACAGUUGGGGAUCGUCCCAGUCCUGUGACUCUCAAGUGCUUUCAGAUGACGGAGGAAGCAGGAACACGGCCUACAAAGGGACAGGGGAGGGGCUGAACUGCCCUAACGUAACCGGUGGCUUUUGCAGUGGUCGGCACCAGCAAACCAAGAAGAGAAAGCAGUCAUCAAAGAAACUGGGUGUGAGCCAAGGGAUGGACAAGGGCUUGAUGCCCCUGAAGGACUAUACGCAGAGAACGCUCGAGACUUGCGAGGAAGUGAAGGAGCUGAAACCCUGUCUCCAAGAGCUGCCAUCCAGACCUCUCCUGGAGCAGACAGAGAAAGACUGUCUCCCUGGACUUUACGCUGAAGAGAAGACCAAGGAACAAGGGACGUGCAAAGAGGAGAGAACCAACUCUGCCUCUUGGGACGUGGUGGAGCAAAGUGCCGAAGAACCUGGCGGAGAAGCCCCUCAACUUAACAAUCUGCCUAAGGAGUUUACUGCAGCCUCAGACGCUAAAACAGAUGAAGAUGACGCUUGGGACCUAAUUACCUGCUUUUGCUUGAAGCCCUUUGCCGGGCGGCCCAUGAUCGAAUGCAACGAGUGCGCCACUUGGAUACACCUCUCCUGCGCCAAGAUCCGCAAGUCCAACGUGCCCGAUGUCUUCAUCUGCCAACGCUGCCGCGACGCGAAACAAGAGAUUCGCCGAUCCAACAGAGCCCGGACCGUCCCCCGCAAGCGCUUCUGCGAUUGACUGUCGCUGGGAGGGACGAAGGGCCGCCCUCAAAGCUUCAGUUGGAUUUUCCGCUGCCGAGACAAUCAAAACGCAGGAACUGCCCCCCCCCCCAGGGAGGAGAAGACCAGAGGCAGCCCUGGCAAUUUCCAAAACGUUUUUGACACCCCUGUGUGUCUUAUUCCAAAAGUUGAAAUGGGGAAAGAGGCGGCACGGAGGUGCUGUUGAGAUCUCAGGGUUAUGCUAGAGCAGCAAAUGCACAAAUGCCCUGGCAGA